Molecule: messenger RNA, 474 nt
Organism: Asparagus officinalis (garden asparagus)
Lineage: Eukaryota; Viridiplantae; Streptophyta; Magnoliopsida; Asparagales; Asparagaceae
Product: outer envelope protein 61-like
Exons: 2
Coding region: 1-474 (157 amino acids)
Source: RefSeq, a predicted model, not a curated record
AUGCUUGAAAUUGCCUAUUCGAUGAAUGUGAGCAGCACAAAUGCUGCAUCUGAUGGCAGCAUUCAGAGAUCAGAGAGUAGGUUAAGUUCACAAAUUCCAGAAAUGACACCUGAAAUGGUUAAGAUGGCUUCUGACAGGAUGAGCAAUAUGUCCCUUGAAGAGGUUCAAAAGAAGUCUGAAAUUGCGUCUUCAAUGAAUCUUAAUGGUUUUCCUUCAAACCCCACAUCAGAAAAUACCACCCAGAGAUCUGAAAGUGGAUAUCAAGCAUCAACUGCUGAGGGAAGUCAUACUAUGGACCACCUUGAUGCAAGAGAAAGUAGUUCUGAUACAUUGUUUUCCAAUCCAAGAAAUGCUCAGGCGUCAUCUAGCCAUCCAGGUUCAUCUGCUGAUUUGCAGGAAACUUUGAGAAAUUCAAUGAAAGACCCAGUGAUGCGACAGAUGUUUACAUCUAUGAUGAAAAGCAUCAGCCCCUAG